Messenger RNA from Sparassis crispa, 363 nucleotides. RefSeq lists its product as hypothetical. NCBI's taxonomy places the organism in Eukaryota, Fungi, Basidiomycota, Agaricomycetes, Polyporales, Sparassidaceae. The coding region runs from base 1 to 363 and encodes 120 amino acids. The record is from RefSeq and is a predicted model, not a curated record. The transcript has a single exon.
AUGUCCAUCGAAGACGAGCCAGCAGUACCGCCAAGUGAUCUGAUGGAUAUUGACUGGGUACCGCCAAGCAGCGCCAGUAUCACAGUUGACGAUUCAUCAGUUGGACCGGCGCGUGCACAGACACCAAUGGAGAUUUUGAAUGAUGCCGACACUGACGAUGACAUGUAUGCAGACCCAGCACCACGGGUGCAUGAUGUGAUUUCUCCCCCAUUCGCCAAUCAUCUUAACUCCCCUCCAUCAGGGCGUGCCAUUGAUACUUCCGCCCUCCGGUCUUCCCUACAACACACAGCUCUACCACCUGCUAAUUUAAUGGCCUCACACAUCCCCCCUGCGGCAUCAUUCGACUCAUCACAGGCUCAAUGA